CAGGCCUGUUCUGCCCAUGAUGGGUGAGAGAUCUCUGGCUGCCUUUAUUGAGACCCCCGACCUUUCCUGCUGUGCUCUGUUGCCUGCCCAGGGGCAGCAGGAGAGGCACAGAGCGCUUUUGCUGGCCCCGGGCACCUGGCCUGGCCCAGCCCAGCCCAAGAAUCUCUGCUAGAAUUCACUGCUGAGAGUCCCAGAAGCGGCUUCCCCGGGGCUUCCCUUCUUCGCUGGCUCGAGCAGAGUGGGGCCCUUUUUCUUAGCAUGCUUUUUUCGGGACACGAACGUCGGUGCCCCCGCGGUACGCUACUCGCUUUGCCGCCCCGCUCGCUGCUCCCCCUAAUGCUCGCAUCGUUGCCGCACGCUGCUGAGCCAAAACCUCCCACACCGACAGCACCGAGCUGCGGCGGCACCAGCCCGAGUGCCCGCUAAGUCUGGCCGGUAUGGGAGCGGCGGCGGGCGGCGCGUUCGGCUCAAUCCGCAGCGGCGGCGGCACCCGAAGCCUGGCGAGCCGGCGGUGGAGCUCGGUGGGGAAUCCAGCCCAGGGUGCCAUCAGCGCCGGUGUAAAGCUGUACCCGAGGCUGAGCUCCCAAAGGCUUUGCCAGCACUCCGGAUGUCUCGGGAACCAGGAGCUUGUUUGUUCCAGGCAGAGAGAUGGCGCCUGUGAGCAGGAGAAGAGUGAAUCCUGCCCCAUUCCUGGAGCUGUGAAUGAGCCCCAGCAUCCCCAGGAGGGACCAGCAGCCGGGCUUCCACACUUGCCUGGGGUGCAAGAAGCCUCUUGGCAUCAGCAGGGGGAUGCCACUUGUGAGCGUGCAGUGAGUGCAGAUGUGGAGAAUGGAUCCUGCACCAGGGAUGGAAGUGUGCGGGAGCCCGUGAGUCCCCAGGGCACAUCAGCAGCCAAUAAAGAAGACAAAAGGAACCUCAGAAGAUUGCUGGGUGAACGGUUCAGGUCCCAUCCCGUGGGCACAGCGGCGCUGCUGAUUCUGCUGCUCCUGGUGCUGGUGCUGGCUUUGGGGGUGGCCUUGGCUGUGCAGUCAGCCCCACAGGUUCCAGUUCCACCUGCGACUCCACAGUGUGUUCUGGGCUGUCCCUCUGGCUGGGUCGGGCACAACGGGGUCUGCUACUACUUCUCAAGGGAUUACAGCACCUGGGAGCAGGCUCAGGAACGGUGCUCCCAGCUCAAUGCCUCCCUGGCCAUUGCCGAGGAUGAGGAGGCCAUGGAUUUGCUCUUCCGCCUCCUCGGGAACGGCGAUUUCUGGCUCGGGCUGCGCAGACGGGGCGAGCGCCUGCAGUGGGAGGACGGCAGCAGCUACAGCUCCCGGGUUCCCGUCCUCGGCAAUUCCCAGUGUGCGUACCUGGCUGACGGGAAUAGAUUCAGGAGUGAGUUCUGCUCCAAUGAGCGGCCGUAUGUCUGCAGCAAGGCCCAAGGUCCCCUGUAACAGGGGCUGCAGAAAGGACCUUCUCCACGCUGGGCAGUGCCAGCUUCACCUCUGAGCCCAGCACAGGGCUGCCCUUCCUCAGCUGCACCCUGUGCCUUGCACUUCCUCUCAGGGUCACCUCAGUGCCUCUUCAUCCCCAGUGCCAGCGCUGGGCUGGGGGUGCAAAGGAAAAGUCACUCCAAUCCAUCCUGCCACUGAUGCUGUCUGGAGUGAGUGCAUUGUACUCCUUAUGUUUGAGAAAUACAGCUCAUUAAAUUUUAAAAUUUAAAGUUUUUGAAGGGAUAAAAUCCUGGGCUGUGAUGCUUGGCUGUUUGCACAUAUUAUUGGCUCAACUAUGUUCUUCAUAUACUGUUUCAUUAUAGGGCUACAUGCAUACUGUUAGAGUUUAUACAUAUUCAAACAUACGUUUUCAAACAUUCAAAGAGUUUAUACCUAUUCAAAGAUUCCUUUAAUAUGUUCUUUUUUUUGGUUUUAACCUUUGACUUGUCUUCAUGCCUUCUCAAUUAAACUAAUGCAUUUUAGUUUUCCUUGUGGUUCUGUCUUCUUGUAUUUUCAUUCCCUGAUAAUGAGGGUUAAUAAAUUAUUUUUUCUCGGUU
Haemorhous mexicanus (house finch) is the source of this 2029-nucleotide messenger RNA. Its product is annotated as C-type lectin domain family 2 member D-related protein-like. The transcript is spliced from 6 exons. The record is from RefSeq and is a predicted model, not a curated record. Bases 438 to 1433 code for a protein of 331 amino acids. NCBI's taxonomy places the organism in Eukaryota, Metazoa, Chordata, Aves, Passeriformes, Fringillidae.